This is a messenger RNA of Poeciliopsis prolifica (blackstripe livebearer), 1404 nucleotides long. RefSeq names its product matrix metallopeptidase 13a (gene mmp13a.1). Gene Ontology annotation, cellular component: extracellular matrix. Lineage: Eukaryota; Metazoa; Chordata; Actinopteri; Cyprinodontiformes; Poeciliidae. The record is from RefSeq and is a predicted model, not a curated record. Gene Ontology annotation, molecular function: metalloendopeptidase activity; zinc ion binding. Gene Ontology annotation, biological process: collagen catabolic process; extracellular matrix organization; proteolysis.
CAAGGAAACAUGAAGACGUUCACACUGAGUUUUCUCCUGAGCCUUUCGGCUGCGGUGUUCUGCAUGCCGGUGUCGCAGCCUACAAACCAGGACGAGCAGUUUGCAGAGGACUACCUGAAGAGGUUUUUCAACCUGACAGAGGAAAGAGGUCCGUCGUUCAGAGGUGGCAUCAGCUCAGUGUCCAAGAAGCUGAUGGAGAUGCAGAAAUUCUUUGGCCUUCAGAUAACAGGGAACCUGGAUGCUGACACCUUGGCCAUGAUGAAGAAGCCACGCUGUGGCGUCCCAGACGUUGCGGAGUACUCCACUUUUGGAAACAAUGUGAAAUGGGACAAGAAUGACCUCACAUACAGGAUAGAGAACUACACACCAGACAUGCCUGCAGCAGAGGUAGAUGAAUCCAUUGAGAAAGCUCUUCAGGUCUGGGCCAAAGUUACUCUCAGAUUCACAAGGAUUUACAGCGGCAUAGCAGACAUCAUGAUCCUUUGGUUUUUUCAAACAGCACACGGUGAUUUUUACCCCUUUGACGGCCCUGACGGUACUCUUGCCCAUGCUUUCGCUCCUGGUCCUGGUAUUGGAGGAGACGCCCACUUUGAUGAAGAUGAGACCUUUACGUUCCGCUCCAACAGAGGCUACGUCCUCUUCGCGGUUGCAGCCCAUGAGUUUGGACACUCUCUGGGUUUGUCCUCUAAUGAUCCUGGUGCUCUCAGCCCUUUUUACUCGUACCGAAACCCAGACACGUUGUUUUUGCCAGAUGAUGUCAGAGGCAUCCAGUCGCUUUAUGGUAAAAACGAGGAUCCAGUUCCUCCUGGACCAACUGCUCCUCCUCCUGAUGCCUGUGAUUCCUCCCUGGUCUUGGAUGCUGUUGCCUCACUGCGAGGAGAGAUGCUGUUCUUCAAACGGAAUCUUUGGCGUAUCUACCCCCAGAGUUACACCCCUCAGCAAACUCUCAUAGCAAACUUCUGGCCCAGCGCCCUGAGUGUUGAUGCUGCUUAUGAGAGUCACCUCUUAGACAGAGUCUUUCUCUUCAAAGGUCGUCAAGUUUGGGCGUUCAGUGGCUAUGAUCUGGUUCAGGAUUAUCCCAGAUCCAUUUCCAGCUUUGGUUUGCCCAAGGACAUCAAGAAAGUCGAUGCGGCCCUCAAUGACCCAGAGACUGGCAAGACUCUGUUCUUCGUUGGCAGCAAUUAUUACAGCUACGAUGAGAAUACAAAGUCGAUGGACUCAGGAUUCCCAAAGCGAGUUGAUGAAACCUUCUCAGGAAUGACCAGGAAGGUGACGGCAUCUUUACAGUACAGAGGUUUCACCUACCUCUACAGUGGUCCCUACAUGUACGAGUUCAGCUCCAGGACAGGGCGGAUGCUGCGUCUGCUGAGAAACAGCUACUUCCUGCCCUGCACCAACUACUAG